Fusarium verticillioides 7600 is the source of this 393-nucleotide messenger RNA. RefSeq lists its product as hypothetical. The transcript has 14 exons. NCBI's taxonomy places the organism in Eukaryota, Fungi, Ascomycota, Sordariomycetes, Hypocreales, Nectriaceae. The record is from RefSeq and is a predicted model, not a curated record. Bases 1 to 393 code for a protein of 130 amino acids.
AUGCCAGCCAAACGAUCUACCGCGCAUUUCAGCAGCAAGCCUCUGGCGCAACGUAUCACUUCCGUGUCUUCGGACACCAGAGAAAAGGGAACUCAUGCGCACGCGACGCAGAUGGUGGCUUGGCUUAAACACCGAGCAGAAACUCUCGACAAAGAGAGACGGUCCCUCGCGGACCAGCAGCAAGCCCUGGAAACAAAGAUCCAGCGAGAUAUCGACGCCGCUGCCAAAUGGCAGAUAAAGGCAGAUGAACUUACGGCCAAGACGGCCGAGCCCUCCUCGAUCGAGGAACGUUUUGAAGAAGCCCUUCGAAAAAAGAAGGAGACCCAGCCUGAGACCGCCGCCGACGCCAACGCCAACGAUGACGGGGUUUAUAAGCUUAUAAGCUAUUAUUAA